GAACUUUGUCCAGUCGCCGUGCACCAUUCGUAACAGCAAGUCGUGUACAAGCAGCACAGCAUCAUCCUGCGCGGAAAAAGUUUUCCCGAAAAGUUAGCAAACUCCAGAACUUUUCCAUCCAUCCAUGAGAACAUCCUUCUGAGAGAUCAUCGAAUACGACAAGAGGCAAGAUGCGUUCGACGACUUUCCUCCUUUGUUUAGCAACGCUCACCUUCGCAACACUAACAGCGAAAGCGGAUGAUCAGCCGAAGCUGGAAAUCCUCCCGAAGAGUUCAGUGAUCACUAAAGCCAUCGGACUCAGUUUGGCAUUAACUUGUAAACCGAACGUCCAGAAUCCCAGCCUGAUAACCCAGCUCGAGUGGAGGGAUCCCAAGAACAGGAAGAUCGACACUAAUACCGAUUCGUCCUCACCAUAUGUCCAACAAUUAACUUCCGAGCCAGGAGCAGUUUUGAUUUUCACCAAAUUGACUGAGGAUCAGGCUGGAGAUUAUACUUGUUCCGCGAAAUAUGCAAACACCGAAGCGAUUGAGGCCACCAUCAAAGUCGAUACAAUCAUUGAUAUUACAUGGGUCGAUGCUCCGGAGUCUCAAUUUCCAGUACUCGGAAAGGAUUACAGGAUUCGUUGCGAAGUCCAAGCGAAACCUGCUCCGAUCGUUGAAUGGGUCCGGAAUAAAGUUGCCAUUAUAUCCAGCGAUAGAUAUGUCACCGAUAAUAAAGGGUUGCUGAUUAAAAACGUUCGUGAAUCCGAUGAUGGUCUAUACACCUGCAGAGCUGUCGUGGUCAGCACCGGAAACGUCAAAGAAAGGAACAUUAAAGUUGAAGUGCAAGUACCACCGCAGCUCAAUGAACUCAAAGAGAUUUCGAUUAUCGAAGGUGAACAGGCUUCUGUUCAAUGCAGCGGCUCCGGUAAACCUCCACCAGAAUAUACAUGGAUCAAAGAAAAGACUCGCGAAAACUUGGCUACCACUGAUCGAUUCGAUGUCAAGAAGAACACCGGGCUUCUUAUAAUCAACAAGGUUGAAUACAAUGAUAAUUCAGUAUACAAGUGCAUCGCUGAGAAUCAAGCAGGAAGAGCCGAAACCACCGUUAAAAUCAACGUGCUCAUAAAGCCGAAAAUUUUCGAAUUUAUUAAUAUAACUUCCCCAAUUGACACCGAGACCAAGAUCAUCUGCAAAGCUUUCGGACGACCAACGCCCCGUGUGAGUUUCAGGAAAUUAUCUUUGAAGGACGCUUACACCAUUGGUCCACAAAAGGAAGACAAGCGUAUCGUUGUUGAGCAAAGCAACGACCCAGCCAAAGGAGAAACUUACGGUAUUUUGAGCAUUUCCCGAGUGAAUCGCACUGAUGACGGCUUGUACGAGUGCAUUGCUGAGAACGAAGUUGAUGCUGCCUACAAGAACGGGCACAUCACUGUGGAGUUCCCCCCGACUUUCGAGAAGACCAAGCAUUAUCCUCCGGUCUGGACAUGGGAUAAUCGUCCAGGAAAUUUAAGUUGCAUCGCCGAGUCUAUUCCGAACGCCACUAUCAUAUGGAGACUGGGAGGCGUGGAGAUCCAGAAUUCCCCGAAUAUGAAGAUCAUCAAUAAUGGGCCACAAUCGAACCUUAUCGUUUCCGCUUACAGUGAAAAGAAGUUCUUCACGAAAUACGAAUGCAUUGCCAAGAAUCGUCUGGGAGACGCUACUCACUUCAUCGAGCUCAAGCAAGCCGUAGUUCCCGGAAACAUCCAGCAAGUCACCAGAGCUGAUUUAACUGCGACCACCGUUAAAUUCAACAUCGUCGGACCACCAGUUUUGCACGGUUUACCUUUGAGAGCCAUCAUCGUUCAAUACCAGACUGAACGCGAACGUAUUUGGGACACCGCCAUGAACCGCACCUGGAGCAUAGACGCUCCGUACAUUGUUGAGAAUUUGGUACCACAAGAGACGUACACCUUCCGAUUUGCAGCCAAGAAUGAUGUGGGUAUUGGACAUUUCGGAGCGCAGGAAUUGAUAACGAUGCCACGCCGCUCUGUCCCUGCGGAGCCCAAAAUUUUAGUGUCCAAUUUACAUGAGAAUAGCACUAGAGAUUUCGUUGCGAACAGCCCGUAUGCGGAUCACUUCGAAUUGAGAUGGAAUGUGCCCAGUGAUAAUGGGGAUCCGAUCGAUAGCUACUUGAUUAAAUAUUGUGUGUCGCACAGGGUGAACGGUGAGUGGAGGGACUCGACAGCAGAAUGCAGCACCGAAAUAACUCAAUCCUUCGAAUAUACCCAUUACGAAUUGAACCAACUUAGCGCAGACACUACAUACAAAAUUGAAUUAAGGGCGCACAACGCGAUUGGAACAAGCUCCCCGGCUGAAAUCAGAGUUAAAACGGCAAGAGGUCUUGAUACUGCUAUCUCGAAUCACGAAGGACCAGCAAUUAGCAGUGCUAUGAUAAUUGGGAUUGUCGUCGGAGCUGUUCUAUUAAUCCUCAUUGUUGUCGACAUCACUUGCUUCUGUGUUAACAGAGCUGGAAUUAUUGCCAUGCUCUGUUACCGCUCGAAGUCCGUCGACGAAGAGGAUCCGAAACUUGGAAGUCUAUACAGUUGGCGAUUUCCGCUGCCUUAUUGCAGUUACAAAGCUGCCCCAAUCCAUCCAAAUAGUCUGAACCUACCAAUGCCCGUCAAGUUGGCCCCUUCGGAUGUUGAGGAAAAGGAACCAUUGAACACCAACCAAAAUUCGACCCAACCAAUCAACUACGAGAAGAGAAACAUUUCGGUGGAAUUCGACGGAAAGCAGGUCCACACAAAGCCGGUAGAAAUUGGAAGGCAUUCCGCUGUGUAAAUAAACUUAAUAACAACAACUAUACCAACAAUACCAUUAUGAUCUGCGAAUAUUACUUUCCUUU
Molecule: messenger RNA, 2865 nt
Organism: Nicrophorus vespilloides
Lineage: Eukaryota; Metazoa; Arthropoda; Insecta; Coleoptera; Silphidae
Product: fasciclin-2
Exons: 10
Coding region: 171-2801 (876 amino acids)
Biological process (GO): cell-cell adhesion
Cellular component (GO): membrane; cell-cell junction
Molecular function (GO): cell adhesion molecule binding
Source: RefSeq, a predicted model, not a curated record